Drosophila subpulchrella is the source of this 3389-nucleotide messenger RNA. RefSeq names its product leucine-rich PPR motif-containing protein, mitochondrial (gene Lrpprc2). The record is from RefSeq and is a predicted model, not a curated record. Gene Ontology annotation, molecular function: protein binding. The coding region runs from base 97 to 3306 and encodes 1069 amino acids. Lineage: Eukaryota; Metazoa; Arthropoda; Insecta; Diptera; Drosophilidae. The transcript is spliced from 2 exons.
CGCGUGUUGUUUUUUUUUUUAUCGCAUUGCCUGCCGACCAAACGUAAUUCAAAUAAAUCUCGUAAUCUCGCGGAAAACUGAAUGAAGUAGGCCGAUAUGCAGCGAGCAAGACUGUUGCAGAGUGUGUGGCGGUCAGUGGGCCAACUGCCAGGACGCAGGGCAUCCUCCGUCAGUCUGGGAUUGCGUUAUGCAAUGACGCCGAUGACUUGGAUGCCGCCAGCAGCUCCGCCACUGCAGCGGAGGUUUCUGGCCACCAGCGGCGUCCUCGGUGCGGCUGACAGAAGAAGCCGCCGCCCCGCCUCCUCCGAAAGGCCGGAAGUCAGCGUUGAGGAUGUGUGGUCGCAGCUGGAGGCAUACUACCAGCAGCACAGCCUGCUAAACUACGAGCACUGCCAGCGCGUGCUGGAGCACCUGCAGAGCACGCCGACGGCCCAGGGAGUGAGCGUCGAGCAGCUGCACUUCCUCCUGGGCUCGUGCGUGCCCGAGCUGCUGCCCGCCCAGAGCGCCCAGGAGCGACUGCAGCUCUUCCAGGGCCUCUGGGCGCAACUCCUCAAACUGGGACACCCCACACUGGUUCACUACCACACCAGGCUACAGGUGCUGCGCCAGAACCGCCUGCCCUUGCCCGAUCAUCGCUCCCUGCUAGCCGAGAUUGCCGUUUACCACGGAGCCGCCGACGCCGCCCUGUACAGUGCUCUCCUAGACGUGGCCGGUUCCGCAGGGAACAUGCGCAUGGCAACCGAGCUGCUGACCGAGAUGCGUGAGCGAAGCUUUGCCCUAACGGAGCACAACUUUCACGCCCUGCUCCUGGGCCACGCACGCAACGGGGACCUCGCCGGGGCAGAGUCCGUCCUGGCCAGCAUGCGGGCCGCUGGAAUACAGCCCGGCAGCAGCACCCAGGCUCUGUGGUUCGAAGCACUCGUGGAGAACGGCCAGGUGGCCCAGGCCAAGGAGCUGCUGCAGACGGAGGCGGGAUUCACCGCUCCCCAGCUGCUUCAGAUGCUGCGUGGAGUGCUGGCCAGCAAGAAUGUGGACACGGAGCUGGCCCAGCAUCUGGUCAAGGAACUGCCGCGAGAAUUCCUAACCGGCCUUGACAUGCCGCCCGCAAUCAGGAGUCUGUGCAUCCAGCUGGUGCACCAGGGACGCACCCAAGUGGCCAUCCAACUCGUGGCUGCUUUGCCCGCUCCUAAAUUCGGGGGCCAGAACCAAAACGUCGAUGAGUAUGGCGCACUGCUGCUGCAGGAGUUCUUCCGAGCUCACGUCCCAUUGCAGCAAACACUACAGUUCGCCAGUGAACUGGUCCAGCGGAAUCAGAAUGCCCGCGCCCUGCAUUUGGUGACUGAGUUGGCCCUGCGUCGGUUGCCCUCAUCCGCGCUCCAGUGCCUGGAGGUGCUGUCCGAAGCCGGCGAGGAGCUGCGCCCACACUAUUUCUGGCCCCUGAUCCUGCACCACCACCGGCGGGAGGGCGAGAGCGGCAUGCUGCGCCUGGUGGCCGAAAUGCAGCGCCUGCGCGUGGAGUGCGACGAGGAGACCUUGCGCCAGUAUCUGCUUCCCCACCUCAAGCAAACGCUGACGCAGCCCUUGGAGGCUGUGAAAUCACUGGAGUCGGUGGGUGUGAAGCCUUCGCUAACCCUGGGACCGGUCAUUAGCCACCUGCUACAGCAACAGCAGAUGGCCGAGGUGCUGGAGUUGCUCAAGCGGUAUCCGACGCGCCUAGACCUUUCCACGCUACUCCAACCGCUAUCAUCGCUGGCGGUGAAUGCCCGUGCCACCAAGCGCUUCGACCUUUUCGCGCAGGUCAUCCAGGCCCUGCAGCAGAAGGCUCUCCAGCGGGGCGAGGACUUCGUGGGCGCCUUGCUGCUGCAAAUGACUGGACCGCAGACGCGCCUGCGCCAGGACCCCUCCUCACUGCGCCGCUUCCUGCACGAACUAAGACGCCUAGAGCUGCAGCUCUCGCCUGCGGCAUCCGAAGCCCUACUCUCCUUGGCCCGGCAGUCCACCGAGGACACAGAGCUGAUUCAGGAUCUCGCCAAAACGCUGCAGAAGAUGCGAAACUCCCAGGUCGCCCUGCCGGCGGAUACUGCCUCGCUCAACGGAGGGUUCAUCAAGCAUCCGCGCGACAUGAGCCUAGACGAACUGGAGUGCCAUCUGGUGGAGCUGGAGUCCAAGCAGCUGAAUCCACGCGGCGUGCUGCGCCGCCUGCUGCAGCUCUCGGUGCGCAGUGGUCGCUUGGAGCGGGCCCAGCAGCUACUGGCCAAGUGCCAGGCUCUGAAGGUCCAGACGAGCGCAGGGAUGAUGGCCUCCAUCCUGGACCUACACAUUAAGUUACGUGACUUGCCGAGCGCCCAGAAAAGCCUGGAGCGCCUGAGUAGCACCUAUCCAGCCUUUCAGAUUGACGAGCACAAGUUGAUCGACUACGCCGCCCUCUUGGUGCACGGUCAGCAGCUGGAGGCCGCCAAGCAGUUGCUUAAGCGGCGCGCGGAGCAGCACAAGGUCGUUGGUGGCGACUAUGUGAUCAAGAAUGUGUGGCAGCUGCUGACGAACGUGGCCCAGUUGGCCGCGUCGCAGAACCCAAGUGCGGAGAGCCCAAAGCAAACUAAUCUGACCCUCGAGACGCUGGACUUCCUCCGAGGUCUCGGCUACUGCCAGUCACACAAUGCCCUGCUGGGACCGGUGGUGCGCGAGUGGCUGCUGAAGGGCGACCUGGACGCGGCGGUGGCCGAAUUCCAGCGGCUGGCCAACAAUCACAAGCACACUCCCCUGCAGUUCGAGCUGCUGUCGCUGCUGGUGCGCCUUGGUAACGGUGAUGAGCAAGAGCUGGCCCGUUUCCCCGGCACCACGGCCGAGUCCGCGCAGCAGCACCUGGCUGCGGUUACGGCGACGGUGAGUCGCGUCCACGGUGCGGCCAACAUGAACAGCGCCCUGCUGCUCGCACUUGCCGAGUCCGGCAAGGAGACGCAGCUGCGCCGCCUGAUCAUCAACCCGGAGUUUCGCAUCAACCACGAGCUGCUGGUGAAGAACUGCGAGCAUUUGGGCCAGGAGGGCGCUGUGCGGACGCUGCUCCGGCUAGCGCGCGGAGUGAGGGGCGUGCAGCGGACCAUCGACGAGCAGAAAAUCUACGAUCUGCUGCUGGCCCAGUUCUGCCGGAGCAACGACUACGAGGCGGCGCUGGAUCUCUUCGAGCGCCUGGAGGCCGACGACGAGCUGAAGGUGUCGCAGGAGUUCCUGCGCAACCUGGUGCAGCUCCUGCAGGUGAACAGUGUUGAGAUUCCCAGCGGCAUCGCCCUACGCGCCCAGAUUAGAUAGCCGAACUGCGGGAUGACCACUCUAGUGCUUAGUUAGUGACUUGUUUUGUAAAUAAAUAGACCCAGUCGAUGGGAGACGAUUAA